Aplysia californica (California sea hare) is the source of this 983-nucleotide messenger RNA. RefSeq names its product UDP-N-acetylglucosamine transferase subunit ALG13 homolog. NCBI's taxonomy places the organism in Eukaryota, Metazoa, Mollusca, Gastropoda, Aplysiida, Aplysiidae. The transcript has 2 exons. Bases 381 to 893 code for a protein of 170 amino acids. Gene Ontology annotation, molecular function: hexosyltransferase activity. Gene Ontology annotation, biological process: dolichol-linked oligosaccharide biosynthetic process. The record is from RefSeq and is a predicted model, not a curated record.
UACAGUCCCCCCAUGCAAGUUCUAGGCAGGCUAAUAGAAUACCAAGGUUGCAAUAUCCUUUUCGAAAACUUAAACAGGUCUUUUUGGAUGAACCUGAUAUUACACAUAUUAACUUAGAUAAAUCUAUCGGUAAAGUUCUUCAUAUUUCGAAGAUAUGGUUUUUUGUUUUACUUUUCGGACCACUGUUUUUUCCAAAAACUUUUUGCAUAAUCCUUUGAGUACUAAAAAAGAAUCGCGGAAACAAUAUACUGAAACAAUUAGUUCAAAAUGUUGACGCAACUCAAAACUCAAAACGAGCUCAUUGUUUACAAACACUGACACUUCACUGCUGUAACGUUCACAUACUGCCACGACAGCACCGUCCUGUUACUCCUCAAAAUAUGGGGAAAACAAUUUUCGUAACAGUAGGAACUACACAGUUCGAUUCUCUGAUAAAAAAGAUCACCUCCGAGGAAGCUCUCGAGACACUGGCAGCCCUAGGGUAUUCCCAGCUCACGGCACAGAUAGGCAGGGGAGAGUACGAGCCCUCAGAGUCCACCAGCCGCACUAACGGACACCCUGCUGUGUCCGUGUCGUGGUUCCGGCUGAAAGCUUCCAUCGAAGACGACAUCGCAGCCUCGGACCUGGUGGUGUCUCACGCCGGCGCUGGGAGCGUCAUGGACUGCCUGGGGUUGGGCAAACCGGUGCUGGUGGUGGUCAACGAGGAGCUCAUGGGCAACCACCAGACAGAACUGGCCCACAAGCUCGCCAAGGACGGACAUUUGCAUUUCUGUGGGGUUAAAGAUUUGGUGGUCUCUCUCAAGUCUUUGGACUGGUCCUGCCUAACUCCAUUCCCGCCUGGAGAGCCGGCGAAGGUUGCACGAUUUCUGGACAGUGCACUUGGCUUUGUGUGACGAGAAACUGAUGUCAGUCGAAGCUUUGUGUUCUUGUGCUAUAUUUAUUAAGCGAGACUGUUUUUGUUGAAGUAUCAUAAGUGAGAGAGA